Molecule: messenger RNA, 1672 nt
Organism: Paramuricea clavata
Lineage: Eukaryota; Metazoa; Cnidaria; Anthozoa; Malacalcyonacea; Plexauridae
Source: the annotation of a GenBank genome assembly
AUGGCCAAUGACAUGGCACACUGCGGUAAGCACUCCCUUCUGUAUCGGCGGUAUCGCCCACGAUUUGCGUACCGGUAGUAGAUGUAAAUUAUGUAAAGUCAUGGGAAAGGCCCUACUUAUCUAGAAUAUAUAUAAACAUAGACAAAUCAUCAUACUUUAUAUGGUCUUGGAACGCUACAAAAGUACAAAACGAUGCGAAACGAUGUACGAAACGAAACGAACGAAAAAAUCGAUUUAAAAUUAAAUGUUUAGAAUGUGGUGCUGAAAUGGAUUUUGAUUACAAGAAAAAGCAUAAUUCAAAAAAACACCAUGAUUUGCAGAAACAGCAUAAAGCUAUUCUCUACGAAGUAGUUGGGCGCCCAAAAAUCCGUUUGACACAGCUGCUCGGAAAGUUACCGUUGUUUCGACGAAACCGACUGCUGAAAGUGCGGACACAGAGACUAAGAACAAAGAAAAUACGGACAGUGUGAGCUCAGAUGAAGAUAUUCCCUCAACAUCAAGAGAAGAAGUACAAUCAUUCAUGAGUGAUGCGCGUGACCCAGAAUUAGAAAUAUCCAUAGAAAAACGAGGUUGGAAUAAAAUCGAAAACGAACCGGAUCAAACAGUCCAAGAAGCAAAGAAGCAGAAAAUAGAUAAGGAUUCAAUAAGUGAUGUUCUCAUCGAAACUAACACCCCGGAAUUUCCAGAAGAUGACAUAAGCAGUGCUGCCAGUACAUCGUCUCAUUCAUCAUCGAACUUUCAGUUUAAUGACCUUAUUCAACCCAUGCUAUCGUUGGUAAGUCAUCUUCAAUUCACUUUCAUAAAUUUAUGUCUUGGACUUUGUAGAAUUUUGGAAGAAAUGUAGGCAUAGUGUAAAUCCUUGUAAUUUUAUUUGGAUGAUGGGCCUGAACAGUCAACAAUAGAAGACCAUGAAUUAGCGGGCAUGUUGGGAGAAAUUCUGGAUGUGCUAAAAGAGGCCCAAGAUUUGCACGAAUCGUUCGCGUCGGAAGAUUAUAGCCAAGAUGUAUUUAUUUCAACUAUCGAGAAGUUUGCAUCAGAUUUGAAAGAAAAAUGUCACUUGUUAUUGCCAUCAUCAAAAGAAGCUUUAACUUGUGAAGAGAAUGUUCUGAAGCAAACGUUGGAAAAAUCAGUUGAAGAGGAGUCUUCUAUCGUGACAAACGAUCCAGCAGAACGUAUUGGGGUAAAGCUGAAUGAGUCACAAAAGAAUUUUCUAAUAGCCUUGGGACCUUGUCAGCCGAUUCUUGAAAGUUAUCCAACGAACCAGAUAAUCGCUAAAUCGAAACAAAAUUCGUUUACAUCAAAAUGGUACGUAUCAAUGCCUUUUUUGGAAUACAGUCCAACUCUGGAUCGAGCUUUUUGUUUUGCUUGCAGCCUGUUCAGGGAGGGUCCUGGGACAUCAUGUUCAUGGACAAAAGAUGGAGAAAACCGCUGGGAUAAGAUGAAAGGCCUGGGGAAAAGCAAGCAAGGAAAACUGGUACAGCACUUCACUAGUGCAGCUCAUAAAGCAUCGGUUGAUCGGUUCGAUAUUUUUUCAAAAAGAAGUCACCACGUCGAUGUAGCAUUAUCUAAUGCGAGAAAGCAAUUACUUCUAUUGACAACAGCGCUCGACCGGUUAUAUCAGGAUCAGGAAUCACUAGAAGUGAAACUAAUGACAAUCGAAUUAAAUUCUUAA